ACAGCAGCACCACUUUCAAACCGUAGCCAGCGUGAGACGUAACACAAGUUUUGAAGGGACUACGUUAGGCAGUGCUUCAUCGUGAACCACGAAUAUGAAAAUAUGGUUGUUAAAACAAGGAAACAAAGCGUGAAGGACCAACCGUCACAGAGCACCGAAAGAGAGAAGACACAGUUGGGGUCACCAGCUCAGAGUGUAGGGAAGAGUAGACGUGGAAAAGAGGGGAAAGGUUCUCUCAGUAACCUGUUUCAGAGCAAAAACGGACUCUUUCUUGGAUUGAUCAGAAACAAACUGGGACUUAGCACCUCGGCUUUUAUAAGGAUAACAAUCACUCUGAUUCUAGCUGUUAUCGCCGGAGUUCUACAUUGGUACCACCUGUCACAUUUGUUCGAAAAUGACAGACAUUUUUCACAUCUCUCCGCUCUGGAGAAGGAAAUGGCUUUUCGGACCGAAAUGGGUUUGUAUUACUCCUACUUUAAAACCGUCAUUGAGGCCCCAAGCUUCUUGAAUGGUCUUUAUUUGAUUAUGAAUGACCGGCUCACAGAGUAUCCUCUGAUUAUAAAUACCUUAAAGAGGUUCAACUUGUACCCAGAGGUGGUCUUAGCCAGCUGGUACAGAAUAUACACAGGUACAAUGGACUUCUUUGGGGUUCCCACAAAAAUGUGUUGGUCCAUCAACAGAGGGGAGGGGCUUGACCCAGUGGACAGCUGUGAAGGAAUGGGUGAUCCAGCUUAUUUUUAUGUUACAUUUGUGUUCCUGUUAAACGGAGCAAUGAUGAGCCUCUUUUUCAUCUAUGGAACUUAUCUAAGUGGCAGCAGACUGGGUGGUGUUGUUACAGUCUUGUGUUUCUUCUUCAACCAUGGAGAGAGCACUCGGGUCAUGUGGACACCUCCCCUGAGAGAGAGCUUCUCCUACCCUUUCUUAGUCCUACAGAUGCUCCUUGUCACAAACAUCUUGCGGACACCAAACCCAAGCAGAAACACCAUGAUUGCCCUGGGCGUCUCCACUGUGUUCUUCAUGCUGCCCUGGCAAUUUGCCCAGUUUGUCUUACUCACUCAGGUGGCUGCUUUGUUUGCCUCGUACAUUUUGGGAUAUCUGAGCCCAAGCAAGAUGCAGUCCAUUUUAGUGACUCACAUGAUUUCAUUGGGUGUCUGCUUUCUUCUGAUGUUUGGAAACUCGAUGCUUUUGACAUCUUUCUACGCCUCUUCACUCAUCUCCAUCUGGGGUAUUAUUGCGGUCAGGGAGAGAUUUUCUGAUGCUUUCAGAUCCAGACUCCUGUCAUGGGUCAUGCAGGGCCUUGCCUGGGUUGUCUCAACAGUUAUUCUGAAGUUUGUGUUGUCAGUGGUCCUUGGUGCUUCAGAUGACGCUCACAUCAGCAGCCUGAUUAAGUCCAAGUUCACAAGCUACAAGGACUUUGACACAAUGAUGUACACCUGCGCAGCAGAGUUUGAUUUCAUGGAAGUAGAGACUCCUCUCCGCUACAUAAAGACUCUUCUGCUGCCAAUUAACAUGCUGACUGUGGCUUUCAUUGCUGGAAAAGCUAUACAGGAUAUUUAUCAGAACCUUAGAGCUGAGGACACAGAACCUGUAAAAUCACAAGAUGGAUCAGAGCAGAUUUUGUCCAAGGGAGUGUUGGUGUACCACAGUCUGCAGCUGAUAGCUUUUGCUGUGCUCGCUGUGCUCAUAAUGAGACUAAAGCUCUUCCUCACUCCACACAUGUGCAUCAUGUCUUCUCUCAUCUGCUCCAGACAGCUGUUUGGCUGGGUAGGUGAGAAGUUCAAACUCCACAUGAUGGUCUUUGCCAUUCUGUCUAUAAUGGCAAUGCAAGGGGUGGCCAACCUGCAGAGUCAAUGGGCCAUCAUGGGAGAAUUCAGUAACCUUCCACAGGAGGAGCUCCUGGAAUGGAUCAAGGACCAAACGAAACCCACAGCUGUAUUUGCCGGUGCAAUGCCCACCAUGGCCAGUGUGAAGCUGUCUGCUGGCAGGCCCAUCGUUAACCAUCCACACUACGAAGACGCAGGGCUGAGGGAAAGAACAAAGCUGGUCUACGCCAUGUACAGCAGAAAGCCAGUGGAGGUUGUGAAGAAUAACCUUAUAAAUCUGGGCGUGGAUUACUUCAUCCUGGAGGACUCAUGGUGCACCAGACGCUCCAGGCCGGGCUGUAGCAUGCCAGAGAUCUGGGAUGUGGAAGACUCCCAAAAUGCAGGCAAAGUCCCACUCUGCACAAUUAUGUCCAGGGACUCCCGUCCACAUUUUAUCACAGUAUUUCAAAACAGCGUCUACAAAGUUCUUAAAGUCCCCAAAGCAGCCAAAGACAGUAGAUAAUAAGAGAGAUGGUUUUUGUAACACUAGCUCUUAGUAAUGUCAUGUCCUCUGGUGCAGAACGUCAGGUUUCUUUUUUUUUGUUUUGAAUUCAAAUUUACUUUUUUUCUUUUUUUCAAAUAAACUCAUUUCAAAUUGUUUCACUGGAUGAAUUAACUGUGGUGAUGAUGUGAAGAAGGUGACAGAGUGUUUUGAAAAGUGUUCCCACACUUGUUUUACAAUGUGACUAUUUAUACUGUUAAAGCGAUGACUUCCAGGUUGUGUCAUCCUUGCUGCUCUUAACCAGCUCAGUAUGUACCAUUGUCAGUUACAGACGUUAUAAAGCGGAGAACAUUUCAGAUUAAAUCCUGCGUACAGUGGAGUCACGCUUUACCAGAGGUGCGAAUCCUGCUUUUAUUUAAUUGUGGCAAACAAUCAGUUUUUUGUUUGACUUCCCCUUUAUCUUUCAUGCCCUGGCAGAGUGAUGAAUAAAAAAUCUGUUCUGUACUGUGUCAUAUUUGGCUGAUAAAGACUGCAAAGUAUUUUUUGUAAAUGUUUUUCGUAUGUUCAGAGCAAAUAUUUUUUCUAUUUUUUAAAGUUACUGUAAUAGCAGACUGUAGCUUGUGGGAUUCAUUGCUGAGGAUGUAUCUUUUUAUGUCAUUACAAACAGCUGUCAGUAUUUGCAACCCGCCAUGCAGCAUUGAAGUUUUCUGUUGUUGAGAAUCUUUUUUUGUUUGGCUUUUGUGGUAGUUUAGAUAAGCUGCAAUUUCUAAAAUAUAAGCUAUCCAUUUCAAAUGGUGAAUAAAGAGAUGUUGAAUUUCUUGAUUACUCAUCAGUUAUUUUUAUGUUGCUCUGUUGAUUUGUUUCUGAACAUUGGUCAGUUGUAUUUUUUGAUUCUAACGAAGAGUUUUAGGUGGAACAUUUUUGAAGUA
Messenger RNA from Chanos chanos (milkfish), 3233 nucleotides. RefSeq names its product dpy-19-like 1, like (H. sapiens) (gene dpy19l1l). Bases 103 to 2325 code for a protein of 740 amino acids. The record is from RefSeq and is a predicted model, not a curated record. NCBI's taxonomy places the organism in Eukaryota, Metazoa, Chordata, Actinopteri, Gonorynchiformes, Chanidae. Gene Ontology annotation, cellular component: nuclear inner membrane. The transcript is spliced from 22 exons. Gene Ontology annotation, molecular function: mannosyltransferase activity.